This is a messenger RNA of Polyodon spathula (Mississippi paddlefish), 2586 nucleotides long. Its product is annotated as pleckstrin homology domain-containing family A member 1-like. The transcript is spliced from 13 exons. The coding region runs from base 124 to 1473 and encodes 449 amino acids. NCBI's taxonomy places the organism in Eukaryota, Metazoa, Chordata, Actinopteri, Acipenseriformes, Polyodontidae. The record is from RefSeq and is a predicted model, not a curated record. Gene Ontology annotation, molecular function: PDZ domain binding. Gene Ontology annotation, cellular component: membrane; cytoplasm.
CAGGUAGGAAGUCAGUCGGUUGGAGAUGGGCUGAGAAUUCAGUACAGUGUUUUUACGGUCUUUCUCUGCCGGUAACUCAACAUUUUCCACAGUGAAGAAUUGGUGUAAUGUGCAGGCUCAGAAAUGCCUUAUGUGGAUCGGCAGAACCGUAUCUGUGGGUUCCUCGAUAUUGAGGAGAAUGAGAACAGCGGCAAGUUCCUGCGCAGGUACUUCAUACUGGACACGGAGGAAGGCAGCCUGGUCUGGUAUAUGGACAACCCACAGAACCUGCCCACUGGAACGCACCAUGUUGGAGCUCUCAAACUAACUUAUAUUUCUAAGGUCAGCGAUGCAACGAAGCAAAGACCAAAGGCAGAGUUCUGCUUUGUUAUUAAUGCAGGGAUGAGGAAAUUCUUCUUGCAAGCCAAUGAUCAGCAAGACCUGGUUGAGUGGGUUAAUGUGCUGAACAAUGCUACCAAAAUCACUGUGCCAAAAUCAUCUGAUGUGCAACAGAAUUCUGAAAACCAAAAAAGCCUGUUGGAUUGUCCAGGUGCCAAGAAGCAAAUCUCGUAUAAGACUGAAAUCAUUGGGGGUGUUCCCAUAAAAACCCCUACACAGCAGGAGGGAGCGGAGGGUUCAGAGGGGGCAGACAGAGGCGGGUUGAAGCGCUCCCCGAGCCAGCUGCCGUACUUCAUGGGCAAAGCUGCUCAGGACCAGACUGUGGUCAAGGCUGGUUACUGUGUCAAGCAAGGAGCUGUGAUGAAAAACUGGAAAAGAAGAUAUUUCCUAUUAGAUGAAAACUCAGUCAGUUACUUCAAAUCAGAGCUGGACAAGGAACCCCUCCGAAUAAUCCCUCUGAAGGAGGUGCACAAAGUGCAGGAGUGUAAACAGAGUGAUAUAAUGAUGAGAGACAAUCUAUUCGAACUAGUAACAACUUCAAGAACCUUUUUUGUACAGGCGGACAGCCCGGAGGACAUGCACAGCUGGAUCAAGGCAAUCUCAGGGGCCAUUGUCGCCCAGCGUGGCCCGGGCAGAUCAGCAGCUACUAUGCGGCAGGCCAGGCGGCUGUCAAAUCCUUGUAUACAGAGGUAUACAUCCCCAAAUGGUGAAUGCAGCACGUAUGAGCACGGCAACCAUUCCUCUUCAAACUCUUCCUUCUUCAUCCGCGACCAGGGCCCCCCAGUCCCUCGCUCGCCAAUCUCUGCGGCGGCAGCCCACCCCCCACCAUCUUUUCUGCAGUACGCCAUCCCUGCACCCCCAGACACUCUCCACAAACAGCCUGGCCUGGAAAAGCGAAGACUUCAUGAACCUCCUUCCGAGACCCUGCAUCCAGGGAAGCACUCGAUCCCGGCUUUCCCUGCAGGAGACCCAGCUUCCAAAGUGACUCCCUGCACGGCUCCCCUGGGGACACCGCAAACCCGUGGCAGCACUCAGCAAAUGCCCUCUGAGCACUUCAACCUGGGUGAUGAUAAUUUGCCCGUCAGUGACGUCUGACUUUGCAGCACGUAAUGGUGGUGGUGUUUGGGUGGGUAGUGGCUACAGGAAAUGUACUGCCAGUUGGAUUCAGUCCAGCCGUAGUUUUGUAAAUAUGUGGACCUGAAUAUGGGAAUUGAAAGGUAACCAGAGGAAGAGAGAAACUAAUUUGUAAAUUGUCAUGAAAAAAAAGUAAGAACUGCAGGAGAGUCCUGUUGGAGUCAUUGCAGAGCACGGCUGCUGCUUUUUAUUUAUUUGUUUAUAUAAUUCUGAAGGUGUAAUCUAAAGGGGUAACGGCUGUGUACCGUGACGCAGCCGAAAAGGGGCUUAAUAAGAUGCCCUCUGAGACGAAAGCUGACCAAAUCUUGCAUGUGGAGAAUCUCCUUGUGGGUCUGGUACCUCUGCUGGUAUUAAGGAGGCCCCUUAUCCUGUGAGUGGGUGCUACUCAGGGUUUCAUUUGGUUUGGGGGCUUUGGCAGUCACAGGGUUUCCAUGUAUUUGGAGGAAAAACUAAAAUUGGUGGUGCCAUCUAAAAAAAUGAUGGGGACACAUCGUUAAGGGGGACAUGUUGUACAAGUCCUUAUGGAAGAGUAAUUGAGAGAUGAAGUUAAUGUGAUACCCAAAAUGUGUAGGAUAUUUUUUGCUAGAUGAAUCUUUUUUUUUAUAUGAAAACCAAAAAUACAGUAUUGAACUUGUAAUAACCCCAAAGUUAUUUUGUGCUGCAAGCAUAGCGUUUUACCCAUAAGCCUCCCCUUGUUGCACUCCUAAGGAUCACUCUCAGUUUUGACCCAGUCAUCUAGACCAGUAGCUAAUGGAUUUCGAAUUUAGAAGUCAUUUAUUCUGCUGUGUGUCUUUUAAUAUAUUUGAUCUCAUUGUUUGCCGAAUGCCAAAUUUUAUAAUCACAUUUAGUAGUAAGACUAUUAACAGGGUAGAGCAAGAAGUAUUAACAUUGCUAGAGCCCUUCGAGUUACUUUGUGCUUCAGUCAUUGACACCUUUCCUGAUAGUAUGUUUGCUCUGUAUGAUUUAGCAGCAAAUUCAGCUUCUGCCCUGGCUGUUUCCACAGAACCUUAAUCUUUAAAUAAAUAUCCACCAAAUGCAGUUUUAUUUUGAAACAAGGAACAAAGCAACAUGUUU